Lasiosphaeria miniovina is the source of this 363-nucleotide messenger RNA. RefSeq lists its product as uncharacterized. Bases 17 to 256 code for a protein of 79 amino acids. Lineage: Eukaryota; Fungi; Ascomycota; Sordariomycetes; Sordariales; Lasiosphaeriaceae. The transcript has a single exon. The record is from RefSeq and is a predicted model, not a curated record.
AAGGCCCGCUGGCCAAAUGGUAAGGCAUCUGAUUUCGGUCCAGUUCUCAGAAGAUUGUGCGUUCGAGCCGCACGUGGGUCGGUCUUUCUUUUUCGUUUUUUCACGAUUGAACGCUUCUCUUUAUAGUUUUGUCCCGGUCUUGAUCCAUUUUUGGGAAACUCUACGGGCCCAAGUUUUUGGAGCCCACAUUGUCCUAUCUCUUCUUGUUGCCUUUAUCGAGUUUCAGUUUCACAACGGAAAUACGGCUCCGUUAUAAAUGGGAACGAAAUCCUAGCUGGCCUCAGAUAUACCCGCAGCACGGCGACUCGCGGGAAAACGCAGCCCGUCGCCAGUAGCAUUCCGUCGCCAGUAGCAUUCCGUCGC